AUGAAGAAUUCCUCCAUACUUUCGCUCUUCGUCCUCGUUGCCACUGCGCCGCUCGCCGCCGCCGCCGUGUGGUCUAGCGUAUCAUGCGGCAGCGACAGCAGCUACACGGCCAACAGCACCUACGAAGCCAACCUCCACCACCUGGCGGCCGUCGUCCCGGCCGAGGCAGCCGCCGCACACCGCCUUGACAUGUACCAUAUCUUCGGGUUCGGGUACUGGCCCAACCGGUUGCAGGCGGACUGGAGCUGCCAGAGCAGCGGCAGCGACUGCGCCGCCUGCAUCGCUGACGCCUUCAAGCAGGUGGAGCUCGAGUGCCCGUUCCACAGGGAGGCCUUCUUCUUCGGUGGCAACUGCACUCUCCGUCUUACCGAGUUCCGUAUUCUCGACGACGACGUCUUCGGUACGUUAGCCAUCAUCUCUUAUCUCGCUACUGAGAAAAGAAAACAAUUUUAA
Molecule: messenger RNA, 453 nt
Organism: Miscanthus lutarioriparius
Lineage: Eukaryota; Viridiplantae; Streptophyta; Magnoliopsida; Poales; Poaceae
Source: the annotation of a GenBank genome assembly